AUGUGGAAGGUGGAGGAUGUGGUAGACGUGAAGAAGUCGACGGUAGACUUUCGGCGUAUCGAUGAUGUUGAGAGCGAGGUUAUUGAGGCCAUGUCGCAACCGGACGACGCUGUGGUGCCUUACGAUGCUGAGGAGAAGUGGAAGCAUAAGUUGAUGUUUGAGCACAAGUUCAAAAAGGCACCCAAACACCUGACGUGGCGUGAACUCGGGGAGGAAAUUGAGUGUCUGGACUGCGUCAUUGAUGUGGACGAGCAUAGGCCGGAGGAGAUCUUUACCAUCUCCUUCUACUUUACUGACAAAAAGACAGGGACGCGCGACAUGCUGUGGAAGGCAAGAAACGAUGUGUCCUCGUCCGAGGGUUUUACGGAUCUGUUAGCAGCCAUUGGCGCAUGCCUGGGACGAGCGAGUAUGCACAGGACUAUUCGCUUUGAUGACUCCAUGGGGACGACGCGUGACAUCUCCAUCCGUAAGCUGUCACGGUAUACAUCGGAUAUCAUCAUUGCUUUCCGGCCAGCGGAGUCGUACAAUAAGUACGCGAGGAAAUCUGAGCAGGAUGAAUACGAGCAGAGUGUGGUGGAAGAGGGGAUGAGUAUGUGGGGAUUUCACCCAGCCCUGAUGGAUCCUGAGUACAACACCCUGGACUUCCAAGACCCACCUGGCACGUACACCACAGUUAUCUCUGCUCAUGCCUUCAGCUUCAUUUAUCUAAAGGCCAUUAAUCGUCUGCUUUCAAGGCCUCUGAAGGACUUUUAUCGACCCUCGCAGCUCAUGCGCACCGCGAAGGUGCGGACGGAAGAUGACUUGGGCCUUGCUCAUGCCAUGAAGGGGUGGAUGGGCAUUGAAGAACAAGUGUAUCCUCACUACACCCCGAUUGAGGCUAUUCAGGAGCACUGGUUGGGCAAGGAUGCACCCUUUAGUCUGGUUGCCAUGGUUAACAAGUUGCGAGAAAUGACGUACUUGAAGCGGCAGAAUCCGGAAUUCCAGUCUUGGUUGGCUGUACGCCACCACGACACACACAUCGCUCUUCGGAACAUUGGCCUUAAGCUGCUUGGUGUUGGAGCAAGCACCUUAUUUGUGCCGACGACACACAACGAGACGGUUAAUCGAUUGCUUCCCAAGUAUCAGCAGCGACGACUGGAGAGUAGCUUUUCUAUAAAUGCGCUUCUUGGCGUUCCCGAUGAAACGCGGCACAUUGGUGAGUUCAAGAAAUUGACCGGACGUGAUAGCAUCACCGGCAGUGAGCCAGGCAAGGAGAACAGCUUCGUGUCUGCUGGCGGCAAGAAGGAUGAUUAA
Molecule: messenger RNA, 1293 nt
Organism: Trypanosoma rangeli
Lineage: Eukaryota; Euglenozoa; Kinetoplastea; Trypanosomatida; Trypanosomatidae
Exons: 1
Coding region: 1-1293 (430 amino acids)
Source: RefSeq, a predicted model, not a curated record